ACAUUGCCAAGAAUGUCAAAGUUACAAAAUCGUCGUAAACCUCAGAUGAAUCCGAAGUUUCGUGCAGCUGCAGCGGAUGCUGCUGCGGCCUGUGGCACUGGAGACGGUGGUGUCGGUCCUACUCUGAUAAACAACGCGAGAAAGAGUGGGGAAUUGAAUUUGUCGAAUAGAGGUUUAUCAACGGUUCCUGAAGAAGUGUGGCGAAUAAAUCUUGAUGUCCCGGAAGAUUUCAAGGAGGUAUCGUUUGGUACAGACAAUCGUUGGUGGGAGCAGGUGGCACUAACAAAGUUGUUACUGUCUUCAAACAAGCUGGUGGAGCUGUCUGAAAACAUUCGAUUGGUCUCUGCUAUUACUAUUUUGGAUGUCCAUGAUAAUAAGUUAACCUCACUACCUGACACUUUGGAUGAGUUAGUCAACCUUCAAAAAUUAAAUGUCAGUCACAAUGAGUUGCAGAGCUUGCCAAGCGCUGUGUAUAGAUGUAAGAAUCUGCUUUCUCUACAUUUGGAAUAUAACAAGAUCAAAGAAUUAGAUGAUGACAUUGGCAACCUAUUCUCCCUCCACGACUUGGACAUGUCUCACAAUCAGCUCAGCAGCAUCCCUGAUACAGUGAACGGUCUGACACAUGUAACACGCCUGAGCGUCGCCCACAAUAAAUUGAAGGAGUUGGCACUAGGUGUCGCCUCUAUGAAUGCACUAAGAAUCAUUGAUGCCGCCCACAACCAGAUAGUCAGCAUUCCGGACGAAAUAGGUUUUCUUCACAACUUGGAGCAGAUUUUCCUCAGAGACAAUCGCCUGACAGAACUACCCGUAUUGAACGGCACAGCACUUAAAGAGCUACACUUAGGCAACAAUAGAAUUAAGAUGUUGACAUCGAAGCAACUUGAACAACUUCUUUCUGUCACCAUACUGGACCUGAGAGACAAUAAGAUAACUGAUCUCCCAGAAGAGAUAACAUUGCUCACCAGCCUGGAAAGACUCGAUCUCACGAAUAACGAACUAAAAACCAUUCCCUACGAAGUUGGAAAAAUGUCGAACUUGAAGUCGCUGCUCAUAGAGGGCAAUGCAGUCAGAAACAUAAGGCGCGACAUCAUGCAGCGUGGAACGCCGGAACUGCUCCAGUUUCUCCGCAGCCGAAUCCAAGAACCCGAGCCACCAGAGGGCGAACAGUUGUCGGAGGAAUGCGCUCUACCUUGGGCGGACGACGCCUACCUAGCGAGGCAGACCAAGCACAUGCUUAAGGUCACACAUUGCCUAGAUCACAGCAACAAGCCUGCGACAGAUGUUCCGGACGAGAUGUGGGUCUCGGCGAAGGAAAGUGGAGUUCUAGCAGUGAACCUAAGCAAAAACAACUUGCAGGCGAUUCCAUCAAGUAUAACGAUGCUGUCAGCUUCCCUGAACGAGGUGAAUCUUGGAAGCAACAAACUCACCUCUGUAAUGCCAGAGCUGUCCGUCUGCUGCAAGCUUAUUGUGCUAGAUCUGAGGAACAACCAGCUGUCCAGUCUUCCCGACUCCUUGCAGUCAUUGGUUGGCUUGAGAGACUUGAACAUUUCCUUCAACAGGUUCAAGUCGCUGCCCAGUUGCAUCUACAAGAUGCGCUCACUCGAGAACCUCCUCGCUUCCGACAACGGCAUCGGCGACUUGGACGCGCAGCAGCUGGGGGAGCUGAGCAUGCUGGCUGUGCUCGACCUUCACAACAACUACCUUCAGAAGAUCCCACCCGAAAUCGGCCUGCUGGAAACGCUGAGAGUUCUGCAGAUCGAGGGAAACUCGUUUCGAGUUCCGCGCCCCGCCAUCAUGGCGAAGGGUACGUCUGCCGUGAUGGAAUACCUACGCAGUCGCAUACCAACCUAAUCCGAGCUCAGGGAGCGCCAUGAGGAGCGCGUGCCCUGAUGGAGAUAUAUUCCCGUCAAAGUAGAACUAGAAGGUGAGUGGGAAGGUCUAUAUAUGGAUUCAAGCGUCGUCUGAGUAAUCACAAGUAUACGUGCUAGGAUGUAUCAGGAAUAAAUAAUCACAAAUUUUGUCAUAAAAUUUGUGAUCAUUUACUCCUGAUUGUAUACUAGCUACUACCUCAUGUAAUGUGAGAGUGCAGAAGGAAGAACUUGCAGAAGGAAGAACUUGCAGACGUGUAUAAUUUUCUGACACAAAAACUGCCUUAUAAUAUAGAUUUUGUGCACGAGUAAUUUGUCAUUACCUCUGUGAUUUUGUCUUUUGAUGUAUCGCAUAAUCUGAUUUUGUGUGAUUGUGUGUGAGAUAUAUUGAGUGUAGAUUGUGUGUGUAGUCUGAUCUAAAAUUCAAAAUCGUAAAGGAAAAUUGCUUGUUAAUAUAUAUUAAUACACCGUGAGUUUCCACAGGUGCAUAGCAUGAGAUUUGAAAAUAAUCGCAGGAGUUAUUUAUAGCAUAAACCAAUAAACCGUGUUGCGUUGAUACCCGACUAUAGCCAAGUGCACGCGCUAAAAUCAACACGAUCUGUUGGUGGCAGAAUUCUGCUGAGAUCUGUUGUAUAACAGUGGUAGGUCCGAUGAACUAGUUAAUAUCAUACCGGUGUAUUAAUUACUCUUUGGCAUGAAUCGCAUUUAUGUUAAAUGGGAGUCUGCUACUAUCUAUUAAUAUUAUGGUGCCAAAGUGUGUUUAUCGUUUUCACUUUUUUAUUAAUACCUAAUUGUAUACCUAUAGUCUCCGGUUCUUUACUUCGAGUAUUGCAUGUUUUUCCAUGCUGAUCGAUGAUGCAAACUUGUAAAUCUGUGCUACGUCGUGUUGUUUGUAAACAGACUAACAAGUGUUUACGAGUAUAUUAUCGUGGAACUUAAUUGUGUAAUGUGUAAUUUUUAUUAUCCACGAUUUAAGUCCAUAUUCUCAUGAUAUUUCGUUGAAAGAGAAAAUUGAUAGGAUGUGCCCGAACAAUCAUUAAAAAAACAACAACGCUAACUUCUAUUUUGGGCUGACAGUUCUAUUUUGACAGUCACCAAUAUAAAUGCAAAGCUAUAAAAUUAAUAAAUGAUGAUAUGUGCAGCAUAAAAAGUUUCCAUUAAUUAUAUAAAUCUCUGAUUUUCUAUAGUGUCUCGUGUCAUAUUCUACACAUCAUCCUAGCCAGGAGAUUACUAUAUUUACACUGACAAUACUUAGACGUGCACACACGCAAAGCUAGCUAUAUUUCCCAUCCACAUAUCGACAUAAUUAUGUACAACCACAACUUGGAAAAUGUCAAGCAUUCAUACGAUCGAAAAUGCACACAAAUAUAAACGUGUUAGUAUACAAUUCACUCAAACAUCCAGAAAGGUCCCAAACGUCAAGAAAAAAUUAUGACUACAGCCCUCGACACUAACGGUUGUCCGAUUGCCCGGGACAAG
This is a messenger RNA of Priapulus caudatus, 3347 nucleotides long. RefSeq names its product leucine-rich repeat-containing protein 40-like. The coding region runs from base 13 to 1851 and encodes 612 amino acids. Gene Ontology annotation, molecular function: protein binding. The record is from RefSeq and is a predicted model, not a curated record. The transcript has 13 exons. Lineage: Eukaryota; Metazoa; Priapulida; Priapulimorpha; Priapulimorphida; Priapulidae.